Molecule: messenger RNA, 636 nt
Organism: Zychaea mexicana
Lineage: Eukaryota; Fungi; Mucoromycota; Mucoromycetes; Mucorales; Lichtheimiaceae
Product: Translin
Exons: 6
Coding region: 1-636 (211 amino acids)
Biological process (GO): RNA metabolic process
Cellular component (GO): nucleus; cytoplasm
Molecular function (GO): RNA binding; single-stranded DNA binding; sequence-specific DNA binding
Source: RefSeq, a predicted model, not a curated record
AUGGCCUCAAACUCGAUCGAUCUUCAAUUUUUUAGCGACAUUCAACAAUCCUUGGAACAAGAAUCGGAUCGUAAAGACGAGAUUCGUGUCAAGGUACGGGAAUUCGAACGAACCUGUCGAAAGCUUAAUGCCAUCCUUAACAUGAUUCACGCAGAUCCUACGGGUCCAGUGCCAGAAAUCGCUUUUAACGAAGUCCGAGAACGCGUCCAAACCCUCGCUACUUUGAUACCCGAAAACCAGUUCUACAAAUACUGUGAUUUGUGGUCGCGCUCGAUGCAGCAAGCCGUGUUUCUGGUUGUUUUCAAGUAUUAUCUCGAAACCGAAGAGCUGGUCCAGAUAAACAAGAUUGAAGAAGCCAUUGGAGGUAAUAGCAUGGCUGAUAUUGCUUCUCGAUUGGCCGUCAAUGCAGUGACUGUAGGUGAUUAUACGCGCCCUAUGCGAUUAAGCAAGUUCGUCAAAGAUCUUAGCGGUGGAUUUCAGCUUCUGAACUUGAAGAAUGAUAUGCUGCGAAAGAGAUUCGAUGGCAUCAAAUAUGAUGUAAAGAAGAUUGAGGAGGUUGUUUACGACAUUAGCUUGCGUGGCUUGCAAGAUGGAUCGAGUGCAGCAAAGAAAGCUAAACUGAGUCACGAGAUUUAA